AUGGGGACUUGGAAGACAUUGUGGUUGAUCAUCUCCUUUGCAGCUGGUUUGGGCUUCAUCAAGUCACAAAGGACUGUCUGCAGGGAGGCCUCUGUGGGAGACAUCGUGUUUCUGGUCCACACCAACAUCGACCCCCAGCAUGCCCAGGGUGUGCGGAACUUCUUGUAUGUAUUGGCAAACAGUUUACAAGUCGGCGGAGAUAACAUCCGUGUGAGUCUGGCCCUGUACGGUGAUACACCCACCACUGAGUUCCUGCUUUCGGCCUAUCCCCGCAAAGGCGAUGUGUUGAAGCACAUCCGUGGACUUCAGUUUAAGCCCGGAGGCAACAGGAUGGGCCAGUCCCUGCAGUUCAUCCUAGAGCAUCACUUCCGGGAAGGAGCUGGGAGCCGGGCAAGCCAAGGGGUGCCUCAGGUGGCGGUGGUGAUGAGCACUGGUGUAGCUGAGGACCACUUUCGUGAACCUGCCGAAGCGCUCAAGAGAGAGGGAAUCUUGCUAUACGCCAUUGGAGUCAAAGACGCAGCUCAGGCCGAACUCAGGGAGAUUUCGAGUAGUCCCAAGGAUAACUUCACCUUUUUUGUUCCUAACUUCUCUGGCUUGCCUGGCCUCGCCCAGAAGCUGCGGCCAGAGCUUUGCACUACACUAGCGAAGGUAGUGCAACAUACUGAGCAGGGAUCUCCAGCCUGCACAGAAGCAUUCCUGGCUGACAUUGUGUUUUUAGUAGACAGCUCAACUAGCAUUGGACUCCAGAACUUCCAGAAAGUAAAAAAUUUCCUUCACUCCAUUGUCUCGGGGCUUGACGUCAGAAGUGAUCAGGUGCAAGUGGGGCUGGUCCAGUACAGUGACAACAUCUACCCAGCCUUUCAGCUGAAGCAGUCCUCUCUAAAGAGCGCGGUCCUGGAACAGAUCCGGAAUCUGCCCUAUAACAUGGGGAGUACAAAUACCGGAAGUGCCCUAGAGUUCAUCAGGGCCAACUACUUGACCGAGAUGAGUGGCAGCCGUGCCAAGGAUGGGGUUCCUCAGAUAGUUAUUCUGGUGACAGAUGGGGAGUCCAACGAUGAGGUUCAGGAUGCGGCUGACCAGCUGAAAAGAGACGGGGUCUUUGUGUAUGUGGUAGGGAUCAAUAUUCAAGAUGUCCGAGAGUUGCAAAAGAUAGCCAGCGAGCCAUUUGAGGAGUUUCUCUUCACCACAGAAAACUUCAACAUCUUGCAGGAGCUCUCAGGAAGCCUUAGUCAGGCUGUGUGUUCCACAGUGGAGAGAGAGAAGAAAAAAUGUCUGGCUCCCAUUCCAACUGACCUCGUGUUCCUCGUUGAGGAAUUUACCAGUGCCGGGCAACCCAAUUUUCAGCAAGUCAUCAAGUUAUUGAAGACCACUGUCCACUCUCUCAACAUCCACCCUGGUAUCGUGAGGGUCAGCUUGGUCUUUUACAGUGAGAAACCACAGCUGAAGUUUUCUCUGAAUACAUUUCAAAAUGCUGCCCAGGUCUUAACCAGUUUGGACCAGUUAGCCUUCAGAGCAAGACAAGGAAGGACGAAGGCAGGGGCUGCUUUGGAUUUCCUGAGGAAAGAAGUUUUUCUUCCGGAGAAGGGCAGCCGGUCCAUUUGGGGUGUACAGCAGAUAGCUGUAAUCAUUAUGGAAAGUCCGUCUCUAGACAACGUGUCUACACCGGCUUCCCACCUCCGCAGGACCGGGGUCACCAUCUAUGCAGUGGGCAUCCAGUCUGCCUCUGAGAGUAAGGACCUGGAGAAGAUUGCCACAUACCCUCCCGGGAAGCACACCAUCCACCUAGAGUCCUUUCUGCAGCUCGAUGUUGUGAGAAAAAUACUUAAUAAGAAGCUCUGUUCUGAGACUUUGGGCAAAAUGCCUUCUGUGGGCAGCAUGCCUCCUGUGGGCAGCAUGCCUCCUGGGGCCGAAAUGCCUCCUGGGGCCGAAAUGCCUCCUGGGGGCAAAAUGCCUCCUCUGAUGGGUUGUACUCCACAGAGCAUGCAAAAAGUUUGCACGCAUGUGAAGAAGGCAGAUAUUUACUUCCUUAUUGAUGGGUCUGAGAGCAUCAGUCCAAGCAACUUCAUGGAGAUGAAGGAGUUCAUGAAGGACAUGAUCAAGAUGUUUCACAUUGGACCCGACGGGGUACGAUUUGGAGUCGUUCAGUACUCACACGAAAUUAUAAGCCAGUUUUCACUCACCCAGUACACCAGCAUGGAUAAGCUGGGGACAGCCAUUGGCAACAUCCAGCAGGGAGGAGGUGGUACCGCCACCGGUGAGGCCUUAAGAAAAAUGGCCCCGAUCUUCGAAAACACUACCAGAACCAAUGUUGCCCAAUACCUCAUCGUCAUCACUGAUGGUCAGUCUUCAGACCCAGUGGCUGAUGCUGCGCAGGGACUGAGGGACACCGGAAUCAAUAUCUAUGCCAUCGGAGUAAGAGAUGCUAAUACCACCGAGCUCAAGGAAAUAGCGAACAACAGGGUAUUUUUCACAGAUGAUUUUCACUUCUUGAAAAGCAUCCACCAGGAAGUCGUUCGGGAUAUCUGCUCCUUUGAGAAUUGUAAGAGCCAGAAAGCUGACAUCAUCUUCUUGAUUGAUGGCUCGGAAUCCAUCUCUUCUGAAGACUUUGAAAAGAUCAAGGACUUCGUGAAGAGGAUGGUGAAUCAGUCUAAUAUCGGGGCUGAUAAAAUUCAGAUUGGCCUUCUGCAGUUCAGCUCCGAUUCCCGGAAAGAAUUCACGCUCAAGAACAAUUACUCCUCAAAGGACGAGAUGUGUAAAGCCAUCUCGAAUGUUACACAGAUAAGGAAUGGUACCAACACUGGGAAAGCCUUGAAUUUCACUCUGCCCUUCUUUGACAUUUCACAAGGAGGGAGACCUGGAGUUCAUCAGUAUUUGAUUGUGAUCACCGACGGGGACUCCCAUGAUGAUGUAGUUUUCCCAGCCAAAGCCCUCAGGGACAGAAACAUAGUUAUUUUUGCUAUUGGGGUGGGAAAAAUUAAAAGAGCCCAGCUCUUGGCGAUUACUAAUGACCAGGACAAAGUAUACCACGAAGAAAAUUUUGAGUCCCUGCAGAACCUGGAAAAGGAAAUUCUUUAUGAGGUCUGUACUUCCCAAGGCUGCAGCAUGGAUCUGUCUGUAGGAGUUGAUACCUCAACUUCUUCAGGGCGAGCUCAGCAGGAACUUGGAAGGUUUCUGCCGGGGCUGCUGCAACAGCUGGCCUUGCUCUCUAACAUCAGCUGUGAGGCUCCUGGCCAGAUGGAGCCGAGGUUCCGCUACAUGGUUCCAGGAUCCAGCAGCCGGCCUGUCUUUGACUCGGGCUUUGAGAAAUACAACGAUGAGACAGUCCAGAAGUUCUUGGUGCAACAGGGUUCUGCGAACAACCGUCUGAAUGUAGACUUUCUGAAGUCCCUGGGAGAGACUGCCAUCCACUCGUCUUCUGCUAACGUAAAGGUCCUUCUAGUGUUUACAGACGGACUUGAUGAAGACCUAGGGAGGCUGAGGAGAACCUCGGAGCUCCUUCGCAGCGGAGGGCUCUCCGGACUCCUGGUCAUCGGCCUGGGAGGCGCACACAAGUUAGAAGAGCUGCAGGAGCUGGAGUUUGGCAGAGGGUUUGCGUACAGGCAGCCUCUGAGCUCCGGCCUGACAUCCCUCCCAAGCGUCUUACUGAAGCAACUCGACACAAUUGUGGAGAAGGCAUGCUGUUACGUGUGUGCCAAAUGUUAUGGAGACGAUGGGGUCAGAGGUGACCCUGGGAGUCUCGGGAAGGAGGGAGAGAGAGGUUUGGACGGGCUCCCCGGCCAUCCUGGUGAAGAGGGAGACCAUGGACCAAGAGGCCCCCAGGGUCUUCCUGGACUUCGAGGUGAGGAAGGUUGUCCGGGUGUGAGAGGACCUAAGGGAGCAAGAGGAUUUUCAGGAGAGAAGGGCAACCCUGGUGAUGAAGGUGUUGAGGGCUUAGAUGGAGAACAGGGCGAUCGCGGGGCCGCAGGGUCAUCUGGAGAGAAAGGAAGCAGAGGCAGUCGGGGCUUGACAGGUCUGCCUGGACCAGAUGGAUCUCGUGGAGAGCCUGGGCUGAGGGGAGAUCCUGGGGAUCCUGGAAUCGAUAAUUUCAUUCAAGGCCCCAAGGGAGAAAAGGGAAGGCGUGGACAUCAGGGAAGUUCUGGUUUUCACGGACUUCUGGGGGAAACUGGCAGUGUGGGACCUUGGGGGUCACUUGGAAGACGUGGCUUGCCAGGGUUGAAGGGUGUGCCCGGAGAGACUGGUGAGCUGGGCUACCAAGGAGAGCCUGGGUAUCCAGGUCCACAGGGACCCAGAGGAAGGCAAGGACCUCCAGGAUCAUUUGGUCAAAAAGGGGAUCCAGGUGCCCAGGGGAAUCGUGGGCCUCCAGGGCCAAAUGGCUCAAAAGGAACAGAUGGUCCCAGAGGACUCAAGGGAGAACUCGGUCACACAGGAGAAAGAGGUCCACGGGGUCAGCAAGGGUCAAGAGGACAGCCUGGUCGCUCUGGUCUAGACGGCUACGGUCAUCCUGGAAGAAAAGGCAAGAAGGGUGAACCUGGAUUCCCUGGCUAUCCUGGCAUGCAAGGAGAAGAUGGUAAUCCAGGCCGUGGAGGAGAGAAGGGGGCCAAGGGAAUCCGAGGGAAGAGGGGCAGUUCUGGAUUUCCUGGGUUUGCUGGAACUCCAGGUGACCAAGGCCCACCAGGAAAAACGGGCAUCAAGGGCCCAAAAGGCUUGGCAGAUAGGACGCCCUGUGAAAUUGUUGAUUUCGUGCGAGGAAACUGCCCUUGUUCGAAAGGUAUUUCCAGAUGCCCAGCAUUCCCGACGGAAGUGGUCUUUGCCUUGGACAUGUCCAACGACGUCUCCCAGUCAGACUUUGAGAGGAUGAGAAACAUUUUAUUAUCUCUGUUGAUGAAUCUGGAAAUGAGUGAAAGCAACUGUCCCGCUGGUGCUCGGGUGGCCAUUGUUUCCUACAACAUGAGGACAGAUUAUCUAGUGCGCUUGUCAGACCAUCGGGGAAAAGCUGCCCUUCUACAGGCUGUCAGGAAAAUCCCCCUGGAAAGGUCAUCUGGGUUCCGGAACCUUGGGGCCACCAUGAAGUUUGUGGCUAGACAUGUAUUCAAACGUGUACGCUCAGGGUUUUUGGUGAGGAAGGUAGCCGUGUUCUUCCAGGUGGGUAGGAACUAUGACACAACCUCUGUCAAUACAGCCAUGCUGGAGCUCCAUGCAGCAGACAUUGUCACAGCAGUAGUGACCUUCACAGAGGACCACAACCUCCCAGAUGCCCUGCUGGUGGAUGGACGCAACGCCUUUCACUUGUUUACCUGGGAGACGGAGCACCAGCAGGAUGUGGAACGCCUGGUCAGCUGUACUCUCUGCUACGACAAGUGCCGACCAGCCCCCGGGUGCCGGCUGGAAUCUCCCAGGCCUCAGGAGUUGGACAUGGACUUGGUCUUCCUGGUGGACAGCUCCCAGGGUGUCAGCAGGGACAUAUACCUUGGGGCUUUGAGGCUCGUGGAUUCAGUGCUCAAGGACCUGCAGGUGGCUGCACAGCCUGGCACAUCCUGGCACGGGGCACGCGUGGCCCUGUUGACACACACAACCCCAGGCUUUUGGCCUGGUGUGGGUCAAGACCCUGUGCUUGAGUACUUUCACCUGACCUCCCACGGCCACCGGACACAGAUGCAAAGGCAGAUUCAGGAGGCUGCAAGUGGUUUGCUACAGGGAGCCCCCGCCCUGGGCCACGCCCUGGAGUGGACGCUGGAAAAAGUGCUUCUGGCAGCCAUAUUGCCUCGAAGGUCACGGGUCCUCUUUGCCAUCGUGGCCAGUGAGACGAGCAUCUGGGACAGAGAGACGCUAAGGGCUCUGUCCCUGGAGGCCAAGUGCAAGGGCAUCACACUAUUUGUGCUGGCUGUGGGCCCAGGAGUGGGAGCCCAGGAGCUGGCUGAGCUGGCCAAUGUGGCCAGUGCACCCUCAGAGCAGCACCUGUUACGCCUGGAGGGCGUCUCAGAGGCAGAGGUAGCCUAUGCCAGCAGAUUCACGGAGGCCUUCCUGAACCUUCUAAAAAGUGGAAUAAACCAGUAUCCACCCCCAGAGCUCAAUGAAGAGUGUGGAGGCCCAAACCGUGGGGACACCUUGCUACAGUUCUUCACUUCUGCCAAGAGGCUGUCCAAGCCCCGGUUUGGCACGUCUGCUGCCACUGGGUAUGACUCAGGAGCACCCAAGUCACCAGACUCCUUUCUAAGGGGUAGGAGGAAGAUCAGGACGCCAUCCGUAGCUCAGCAAGAAACGCUGGGAAGUCUCGGAAGGGACAGGGCGAACGCUGAAGAAACGCCAGCGAAGGGAAGACGUUCGGGUGCUGCCCACGGUGAGAUACCAAGCCAGGGCUUCCUUGUUCUCUAA
Rattus rattus (black rat) is the source of this 6372-nucleotide messenger RNA. RefSeq names its product collagen alpha-4(VI) chain-like. NCBI's taxonomy places the organism in Eukaryota, Metazoa, Chordata, Mammalia, Rodentia, Muridae. The record is from RefSeq and is a predicted model, not a curated record. The transcript is spliced from 35 exons. The coding region runs from base 1 to 6372 and encodes 2123 amino acids.